GAUCCGGAGUCUCUCUUGCAAACGGCCUACAUCUGGGUCGAAAACAACGGUAAAAGAAUAAUCUGUCGGGCGAUCUUAGACCCGGGCUCUCAACGAUCUUUCUUGUCCAAUCAAGUAGUCAAGCGACUCGGCGCGAAACCGGGCGGUAACGUCUCGUUGCGGGUACAUGGAGUCGCAGGCGGGGUCUCUCAAGAGUUAGACCUGAACACCGUGCGGCUCACGGUCAGGAGUCGCUUCUCAGGUCGUAGCACGACUAUCGGCUGCCUGGCUGUACCUGCAGUAAUUAAGGGCAUCCUUCCCAGAGCUGAGUUCCCACAGUUGGAUCUUCAAUGGGCGGAUGUUAAGCAACCGGGGUUUCCCGAGGUCAUCGAGGUCCUAAUUGGAGCUGACGCUCUCCCCUCGAUUUAUGAUGGAAUGUAUCGGAGGGUAGGGCAUCUUACCGCAUCGCCUACCAUUUUCGGUUGGGUGUUGUGGGGGAGCGAUCGAGCAAACGCAGUUGGCAGCUCGGUUACCACGUCGCUAGCCUGCGUUCUUCCCAGCGACGGCCACGUCGAUCCCGCGGCAUCGCCGCUUUCGUCCAAGACCAAACGAGACAACUUCGAUUUUCUUUGGGAUACAGAGUUCCUCGGCGUGGAGCACUCAACUCCCGACGAGGACAAAAAUUCUUUGGAGCCCAUGGAAACCUUUUUCAAGGAGUCGAUAAAAACCACCCCCGAAGGCAGAUUCAUAGUUUCCCUCCCUUUUAGAGAAAACAUUCACACCCUGGGGGAUAAUCAGAAACUAGCGUAUUCCCGUCUCAUGGGUCUCCUCAAGUCUCUAAAAAAGAAUCCGAAAGUUCUCAAAGCAGUAGAUGACGAGAUAUCUAAACUGGUCAAGUCAGGCUACGUCGAACCCGCAGCUCCGAGAAAACCCGGAGAAAUGGCUUACUACCUACCGAUUCUUGCGGUAGCAAAAAAACCCUCGCUCGCAGGAACAAAGAUUCGUUUGGUUAAGGACGGAGGCGCGCGGUCUGCGGACGCGGCGUCUCUCAAUGACGUGUUGGAGAAAGGCCCGAAUUAUUUACCUGAUUUGUUAGCCGUAUUCCUCCAAUUCCGACGAAAGCCUAUAGCGAUCGUCGCGGAUAUAAAAGCUGCAUUUAACCAAUUUCUGAUCAAUGAGAAACACUGUACCUUCCUAAGGUUCUAUUGGCCGCUCGGCGUGUCUCAAAACGACGGCACCCCGGUUCAGGAAUUCUGGGCAACAGUCCUGGAUUUCGGUUUGGUGUGCAGUCCUUGGCUGCACUGCGCCGGCGUAAGGCAUCACCUCGAUCUCCAGCGAGCCAAGCGCCCAGAUCUGGCGGAGCUCCUAGACGAACUUAAAUCGACUUUCUACGUCAAUGAUUUCGCCUGCGGUAGCUACUCGAUUGACGAGGCCAAGCAGACGGUGGAGACUCUCAUACAGGUCUUUAAAGAAGGUGGGUUUCCCCUCGGAAAGUGGAAAACUAACAUUCCGGAGUUAGCGGAGUUCAUAGGACGGGCGACCAAAGACGAUAACCCGGAAAUUCUGUGUCAGGAGACCAAUUCCAAAUUUCUGGGGGUCUCCUGGAAUCAGGUCUCAGACACCCUGUUCAUCGACACUUCCGAGGUCGAGGGGUUUCUGAGCAAGGGCCCACAUACGAAGAGAAAUCUUCUCAGGGGUUUGAGUCAGAUUUACGAUCCCCCAGGCCUUCUGGCUUGCGUGUCCAUAAAUUUCAAAACGCUCACGCAGGUUUUGUGGUCCAAGAAAUUCGACUGGGAUACGAAACUGGAAGGAGAAGUCCUGACGGACUAUCUCUCUGCUGUGGAGAAACUCAGCGUGGCGCCGCUAAUUCAGAUCUCCCGCCCCAUGUUCGGCUACGAGCCGUCGCGAGAGCGUCAAGGGAACUGUGUCUCUAAAGUGUAUCUUUAUUCCGACAAUUCCUCGGUGUUGGGUUGGUUGAGAGAUUCGCCGGAACGCUGGAAACCGUUCGUAGCCAACCGAAUUCGUGAAAUUCGAUCUAUCACCCACCCGAGCUCGUUCAGCUAUGUGCGGUCGGAAGACAAUCCGGCAGAUUUAUUGAGCAGGGGAUCUCCACUGGACACCCCGGAGCUGCGCCGUUUCUGGCUCUCCGGGCCGUCAUGGCUUUCCAUUCAGUCGAGUCCGCCGACACAUUCGCUCAAUGCGAGUAUCGACCGCGAGACCCCGGACAUGCUCAGAGAGAAGAGAGCGGAGAUCUGUGCUGCGGCGGCUGUUACAGUGGAUCCGGUCUCGGAUCUGUUUCGUAAACAACUCUCUUCGUGGGGAAAGACGGUUCGGGUGACGGCGUACAUCAAAAGAUGGCUGUCGCGCGUGCGGGACAAACGGAAACAAGAAGAUCUCACGAUCUCCUCACAGGAAUUCGCGGAAGCGGAGUCGUCUCUUCUGAGACACAUCCAAUUAAGUCAUUUCCGGGCAGAAUUGGAAUCGGGUGGAAGGUUAGCAGCGAAAUCGAACGCGCUCUCGAAUCUCGCACCGUUUGUCGACGAAGACGGCUUCUUGAAAUGUCGCACUCGUUUGGAGAAAGCGACGCACAUUGACUAUCAAGUCAAGUUCCCGAUUCUCUUGCCAGGAAAUGACUUCCUAGUACAAUUACUGGUCAGGCACAUUCACGAAGGUCCCUGCCUACAUUCGGGCGGCGUCGCUGCUGUAUUACACCACCUUCAAUCUAGAUUCUUCGUAACCGGGGCUAGGCGGAUUGCUAAUAAGGCCACUCAUGGCUGUAAAGUCUGCGUCCGGUUCAAAGCGAAGGCGGCACAGGAACCGAUGCCCCCCCUCCCGCAUUUUCGCGUGGAUCAAUGUCCUCCCUUUUUCGUAACAGGGGUGGACCAUGCGGGUCCUCUCUACAUAAAGACUAUAGAUGGCUCGAAGGUAAAGGCGUAUAUCCUCCUGUUCACCUGCGCGGUGACUCGGGCUCUAAGAUCGGAACUGGUGGCGGACCUCAGCUCGUACGAAUUUCUCUUGGCGCUACGUCGCUUCAUAAGCCGCAACCCAUCGGUAUCCCGGCUCGUGUCGGAUAACGCGCGCACCUUCCUCCGGGCCGAAAAGGAGCUUGAUGCAGUUUUCGAGCAUCGUAAGCACCCGGCCACCCAGGAUCUCUUGUCCAGGAAAAAGUUGGUGUGGACUCACUCCACGGAAAAGGCCCCCUGGACCGGAGCCUUUUGGGAACGACUCGUUCAGGUGGUCAAAAGACCCCUGCGCAAAAUUCUGGGAUCGCGCUGCUUACCAUUCAGAGAACUGGAAACCGUACUGAUGGAAAUUGAAAAAAUGGUCAAUGAUCGACCGAUUUCGGCGGUCGUAGUCGACCCUAGCGAGCCGCGAGCGCUGUCGCCGUCGGACCUGUUGUACGGGUAUGCCUCUCAGCCGGCUCUACCGGACAUGAAACGGGUAGCAGACACAGUGCGGUCGGCGAACGCGAUAGUGUUUUCAGAGCGCUGGAAAAAUCAGCAGGCAGCUCUGCGCGGCUUCUGGAAACAAUUCCACAAUGACUACCUCCAGUAUCUCAGGUCCGCGCACUACCGGAAAAAUGAGGACAGCCGGCCUAUUCAGCCGGGCGACGUAUGUCUGCUGCACUCAGCCGACGCCUCCCGUGCUUUCUUGGCCGCUCUGCGUAGUCCUAGGAGGUUUUUCGGCGGGCAGGGUACCGACGGUCGUCGGAGGUCUUGUUUAGUCAAAACAGCAUCAGGCCAAGUCUUCAGACGUCCCAUACAAUCAUUGUACCCUCUCGAGGUUCGACAGUUCUAG
Molecule: messenger RNA, 3777 nt
Organism: Galendromus occidentalis (western predatory mite)
Lineage: Eukaryota; Metazoa; Arthropoda; Arachnida; Mesostigmata; Phytoseiidae
Biological process (GO): DNA integration
Molecular function (GO): nucleic acid binding
Source: RefSeq, a predicted model, not a curated record